AUGGUGAAAGUUUGGUACAUGGAUGAGGACAUUGUAAGCGAUCAGCGUUUGGAACAUCACAAGUCUCCACCGGAAUACUUAUCACUCGAAGAGUUAUUUAGGAAAACCGGUGUUGAGUACUACUGCUUGAACAUAGACACCUUUGAAACUGAUGGUGUGCUUGAUAAAAUAAAGAAAGAGAGAGGUUACACCUAUGAGGAUCAAAUCACUUGCUCAGAGAAGUGCCUGCCUAAUUAUGCUGAAAAACUUAAGUCCUUCUACACAGAGCAUCUGCAUACAGAUGAAGAGAUAAGACUGGUGGUAGAGGGAUCCGGUUACUUUGAUGUACGUGACUCUGAAGACCAAUGGAUACGUAUAGCUGUUUUUCCAGGCGAUCUUAUUAUCAUUCCAAGUGGUAUCUACCACAGGUUUACAUUGGAUUCAAACAACUACAUUCGCGCAAAACGUUUCUUUAUUGGUGAGCCAGUAUGGCUUCCCUACAACAGACCAGCUGACGACAUGCCCUGCAGGAAGGAAUAUGUGGAAAAGAUGGAAAAAGGAUUUAUUACUGUACAAUAA
This is a messenger RNA of Leptosia nina, 558 nucleotides long. Lineage: Eukaryota; Metazoa; Arthropoda; Insecta; Lepidoptera; Pieridae. The record is from the annotation of a GenBank genome assembly.